Molecule: messenger RNA, 2205 nt
Organism: Capronia epimyces CBS 606.96
Lineage: Eukaryota; Fungi; Ascomycota; Eurotiomycetes; Chaetothyriales; Herpotrichiellaceae
Product: transcription initiation factor TFIID subunit 5
Exons: 2
Coding region: 1-2205 (734 amino acids)
Biological process (GO): transcription initiation at RNA polymerase II promoter
Cellular component (GO): transcription factor TFIID complex
Molecular function (GO): protein binding; RNA polymerase II general transcription initiation factor activity
Source: RefSeq, a predicted model, not a curated record
AUGAUCCCACAACCUGCGGCACCGCCCGUCAACCCCUACGCUCCCUACGCAUACGUGGAGGAUAUCGAGGAAGAACCCAAGAGCCCGCCCUUUUCAGCUUCAGUCAUCGACUAUCUCGCAAAGAAAGGCUACCAUCGAACUGAAGCCACCCUCCGAGCGGAAUCUGCCAAUCAAGAAAUUCCAAAAGACGCAGACCUCAAACCUACCCCUGCUGGGCCUCCUCGCUUUUUCGAAUUUUAUUCCCGUUUGAGGGCAUGGACUGAUGACGUUCUUGACACAUACAAAGCUGAAGUCAAGAGACUCCUUUGGCCGAUCUUUGUCUACUCUUACCUCGAACUGGUGAAACAAUUCUAUCCCAAGGAAGCAGCGCGUCUGUUCCAGAAAUUCUCGGAGGAUUUCAAGAAAGAGCAUGAAUAUGACUUGCGAGGCCUUCAAUUCAUCACCCUCCCCGAACAUGGAGAGGACAAGGUUGCUAAGCUGUAUCGGGAGAAUCGGUAUCGUCUGAGCCUCACCCACCACGCGUUUACGGCCUUCAUGGGCUUUCUCGAGAGUCUCCCCGAUGCCGGCUUCAAGAUGUUUCUCGGCAUUGUCCAGAAUAACCUUGACCUGCGUGAGGUCGACCGUGCUGCAGAUGACCGGUUCAGUUUUGCGGCCGUCAUACAACGCAGCAAGGAAGAUCAAGACAUGCCUGCUGAGGAUGAAGGGAUCCCUGGUCAUCGUCCAGGCAACGCCAUUUCUUCCACCGACCCCAACGUGGGUAACAACCUUGCCAAUCUCAAGCUAGGCAAACUUCCCAUGGAGAAAGACCUCGAAGAAGACGUGCGUGGUGACCUCAUGGAUCUCGACUUGGAAGUGCCCCCAAAGGCCGGCCAGGAAUCUCUUGUUCAGGCUCACGAGAGACUCAAUAUCAAACAGGAAGAUGAAGAUGAAGGCCCCAGCCGAGCCGAAAUCCCAUUCCCCCCAUCUACCGCACGCGACGUUGCUAUUGAAGUCCAGAAGGUCCGUGAAGUUCGUGACCGGUUGAAGAUUGAUUCACGCACUGGCGGCGUCGGUCCCGGCCUUAGUGUCGUCAUGUACACUUUCCACAACACCCACGAUGGCAUCAAUUGUAUGGAUAUCUCCGGUGACUCGAACCUCGUCGCCGCCGGGUUUUAUGCCUCUAUCAUCCGUGUUUGGACCUUGGACGGCUCGGCACUGGGACCAGAAGUUGGCGGACAAAAGCAGAACUCCCGACGCCUCAUCGGUCACUCCGGUCCAGUCUUCAGUGUCGCUUUCGCCCCGGCAGCAUACCGAGCAGACCCCAACGCCGCCGACUCCCAUUCCAAAUGGCUUCUCUCUUGCGGUGGCGACGGCACCAUCCGUCUCUGGAAUCUCGAGGCGUUCGCCUGCAUCGUCAUAUACCGAGGCCACGUUGGUCCGGUCUGGGAUGUGAAAUGGGGCCCAUUCGGGCACUACUUUGCAAGUUGCGGAGCAGACAAGACGGCUCGAGUUUGGCUCACCGACAAGAUCCGCCAAGUCCGCCUCCUUGCCGGUCACGACGACGACGUCGACUGUGUCGCAUGGCACCCCAACUCCACCUACGUCUUCACCGCCUCAUCUGACAAGACUGUGCGCAUGUGGUCCGUCACCAACGGCAAUGCUGUGCGCAUGUUCACCGGCCACACCGCCAUGAUCACCUCACUGGCAUGCAGUCGCAACGGCAAGCUGCUCGCAUCGGCGGACGAAACUGGCCUGAUCCUGAUAUGGGAUCUCGGCCCGGGUCGGCUCCUCAAGAAGCUGCGGGGCCACGGCAAGGGUGGCAUCUGGUCGUUGACCUGGAGCACCGAAUCCACGGUUCUGGUUUCCGGCGGCCAAGACUGCACCGUUCGCGCAUGGGACGUGACUGGGCCGGCCAAGGAGGCUGCACCUCCAACCGCCAAACCCGACGGCACCGGCGCUGCCGGAGCCGCAGGCAAAUCAGACGGCACCAACGCGGGUAACGCGGCGGUGCCAACCCCCAACAUCAGCUUGGCUUCAGGCUCCGCUGGUGGCGCACCCGGGGUGGGUGCUACUGGCGGCCACAAGAAGCGUGGCAAGGAAGCCGGGGUCAGCAAUGACCAGAUCUCGGCCUUUCUGACCAAGCACAGCCACGUCUACCUGACCAAGUUCACCAACAUGAACCUGGUGCUGGCCGCUGGCGCCUACCUGCCGGAGCAAUACAAGUGA